GGAGCCGUUCCUCAGUUCUGAGACACUUUCGUAGAAGCAGUUCUCAAGGGAAACAUCGGGAAAGGUGCAACGAGACAGUACACAUCGCUCGAAAUACGAACAGACGUCGCCUGGGUUCCAAAAGUUUGCGGCUUUGACAGUUUCAUUCCACCAACUUCAGCAAACAAUACAACGCCUGAACGGUGGCGGUGCUCGCUCCAAAAAGCAGUAUCAAAAAAACCAGCACUCUAUAUAUUGCCUGUAUAAAUAUCAUGAGAUCGAUCCUUCCUUGAGGUACAACCAGCCUCUGCUUCUUCUAUUUGAGUAGAACAAUUCUCGAUCGCCGACCAACUGCGCAGAGACGCAGUCGCUUCUUUCAAGCCGCGCGUUUCCAUACUCCCUUGUGUCUUAGACAGGAAAGUCUCAGGGAGAAAUGUCUAUUGUUUCUCCCUAGUUCACUUUGAACCACCCCUAGUGUCACCGCAACGAAGUGUCUAUGCCGAAUGACAUAACAGAGACUCUCAAAUGGUUUUGCUCGAAACGUUGACAAGAGCCGAAUUACGCUAAUGCCAACGGGAAGAAGGAUAAACGUGGUGGUCCUGUGAAAGUGGGCGAAAUGGGUCUCUCAAAGAGGCACGGGGGCAAUUUGCACACCUCAAGAGCAGCAACGGGUUCUCUUUGCUCGUCUUCACGAUUCAACAGGUGAACGCUACUCGGGAAGAAACUGAGAAGCGGAAAGAUGUGUCACUUCCUUCAGACAUCACAUGUUUUUCACGUAUGUCCGUGUUUCGCUUACGGGCUGUUGAUUCUGUGUCGUGUCCAGUGCAAAGCGUCAACUGAGCUCCUCGUUAUACCCACCAGAUAUGAGGACGUCCAUGAAAGUCCGCUGAGUUCCGUUGUGGUUCAUUUCUCUUCAUUGCACAACCAACAGCGUUCAGUUGAAAAUUAAAAGGAAAAACGUACGAUGACGCACACAAGGGCGAUUCGCCUUUCUGAGCCACCCUAAACGAUCCGUCAGAUGUGCCUAAGCUCCGCUGUUUCAGGACAACGACGGUGGAGACCUGUUUCAACGACAUCCAGUAAGGAAGGCGAAGCGCCUCACGAGACUAGCCCGCUUUGCGUUUUCCUUGAAACUGCAAGAGCGAGUACUUCUAUGUGAGCCCCUAACCACGGAAGCAUCAUAUGAUGAAUGGCGCUCGACAUUUGCACUGAUGAAAGGAAAUAAUUUCUCUGUGACACCCUCGAAAGACACAUGCAACAAGUUCUUACGUUAUUACGCGGUUCUACCAGAGACCCGCACUGCAACGGAAUGCUGUUUUUCGUGAAUUUCCCCCCCUCUACACAACCGGAGUGGUGUCACACAGCACACAGGCGGGUUCCAUAGUUCAAGUUUUUCAGAGAAAAUGCUCGCAAGCAGCGAUACCUUCGCGCCUGACCGACGAAGCAAUCGGUACUCCUGGAUAGAGACGAGGGAGGCCCGUAGCCUAGCUGUGCACCCUUUCUUUAUUUUUGGAUGUUGGAAACCACGGACAUUCACAAGCUGUUUCCCGUUCGCGCCGCCAGUCGAAGUGUCUGGACUAACGUAAAAGCCAGUGAACGACUCUGCAUUCGUGCACCUCUGCCCCGCUUGGAAACGCUCGAGAGUUGAUUGACCACACGAACUUAUCUAUUCCAAUGCUGUGCCUGCGGUUUCGGUGGUGUGAUCAGCGUGGAAAACACCCGAGCAAAGAUUUUCGAAUCGAGCUCGACGCGUAAGUAUAUGAUAUUCGCGUAAUGUCAGCGAACGGCUGUUCCGUGUAUGCGCGCGUUCUACAGACUUUCGGGUGCAGGAAAAAUGCGAGUGAAACAGGCGUGUUUGUGUGUGAAAAAGAGCGAGAAUCACGUCGGUUGGAGAGAAACGUUUGCUUUGCCCCUUCCCCGUCUCAUUUCCGUGCUUGCCGGGACAGUUACCUGCCGGCGCGCCUUACUCACCAUGCCCGAACUUUGAGGCACACGCAGUGAGACACCCGCUUCGGGUUUCCCGCGCGGCAAAACAUUUCCGAUCUUCAGUGGCAAAAGCGUCGUUGGAUGUAAAACGGAACUGAAGGAAAGUCAUUCUGUGACGAAAAAGAUCCGGUUUGUCCGUUUCCGGGAUGCCAUGAGACGCCGAGUUUCUUGCCGCGUUCCGCGCGGUUCCUCAAUACGGCUGAAUGAGCCCCCGAAGCACGCGGGGCUUUUUUAUGUCACGUUCUCGCGGUCAACUUUUUUUGGCGGCCAAUAAUUCCGCUCUUGCAGACGCGCCACGUUGCUCGACCGACCCUUGUGUCGGGGCUGCGUCUCGAAGUGUCAGAUCUUUCCGCCUUCCAGUUUCACAGGAACGCCUAGUUUUGGUUGGCUUAAUCCUCGCCAUCGCGGGGCGAAUUCAUUUUCUUCUAAACUGCGUGUAAAUUUCGCGGAUCUUUCCUUGUCUGUUUCGUCAAACAUGAGUUUCCGUUGCGAUCUUCGCCGGCCUUCACUGGUUCUCCAAACGCUCGCCUGGAUCUCGCCCUGCCUCUGCAACAUUUUUGGCUGACUCACCCCGCUCCAGGUGGUAGCAACCUCUGAGGCUUUUGUUGUCAUUUGUAGUUCGUCUCUGUUCGCCCAUCCAGGUUUAAUUCACUCAUCCAGCGCCACAGCAUUUCUCUAUUCAUCUUCCCUGGCUGCGUUAGGGGGAGUCUCAGCUGUCAAUCAACCGUUGCCCUGAUGAGCUGCUCGUCGAGGAAGCGGCUGUCCGGUUGUCCUUCGGAUCUGUAUGACGUGCUUACCCCCCAGUUUACUCAGAGUUUCUCGUGGCAGUAAGGCGUGUCUCGAGGUGACUGACGCACUGGUAGUGGCUUUUCUUGUCUUUUCCGCCAUGAAGAACGGGACCGAGGUAGCCGCCGCGUCGUGCGCGCUCGUUGCGGAAGCGGCGGCGGUGGAAGCGGCCUCUCUUUUGCUUUCUGCAUCCACGAGCAGGUCAGACAAGAAGAAAACGUCCGGAGUGGCUCCGCAGAACUGGACGACGCGUACUCCGACUUCGAGGACGGGUGAGAGCAGCAAAAGUCGGAGUUUCAGCGAGAGGAACGGCGGGGCUCGGAGCUCUCAGUUGUCGUCGCCGAAGCAAGCAGGUGCAUCUGAAGAUGCACAAAAGAAGGAGAGAACGGCUGGAAGGCGCAACUCGUCGAAUCGGACGGCGAGCUCGCCAUUGUCCGGCUCUCCGCAAUCGCGAAAAACCGUCCGAGAGAAGAACAUUCCCUCCCGAGGUGUAGGGGGUCCACGGGCUGCCGCUCCUCCUCCUAGGUCCAUAGCGGCGCCUCCUUGCUCCGGUCCGCUGACACCGAGUCCGAGUCUGAACAGUCGCAUCGGUUUGGAGCAGAAAAAAUGCCAAAGCUCAGAAAGCACAAACCCGCAUGCUGCGGAAGAAGGCUCAGAGGCUUCUCUCCUGUCGAAAUCCUCGAACGUCAGUCGUCUGCCUUCAUGCAAUAGACGCAGUGCAGCCGAAGACAAGAGCCCGUCGACCCGACGCUCCAUGCGGAUCGCAGACGGCACAAAGAAGGCCGAGGCAUCAAAACAAACCGGGGAGGCUGAGGAAAGAAAGCUCGCUGGCUCUUUUGUGCAGGAUGAGUGGGAGCCGCUUGGUGAAGAGGCCGUCGAGCGGGAGACAGACGAGUUACAGGAAGCCUCCAGCUCUGCCAAGCGUGAAGACGAACCUGAAGGUGAGGAAACGCAUAGUCAGAGUGCAGGGUCAGGCGCUGCAGGUAGUAGCGAGUCGGUCCAAACACCACGAGCUGCGUGGAAAAGAAAUCUUCCGUCGAGCAGAACGCCUUCAGCGAAGUCGAGUGGGGCAUCAACACCACACGCGAUUGACGAGAGCGGGAAAGGACCACUGUGCGCGAACGACGUCUCGGUUCUCUGCGAUGUAAGCUGCGAAAAGGAUCUCGAGGACGGGGACGAACCGGAAAAAGGGAAAUCUGACGAAGAUCUGGAAGACAUCUGUCGGCCCAGGACGAACAGUGCCUCAAGUGUGUCGAGCAGCAGCAGCAGCAGUUCUGCUAGCACAGCCUGCUCGGUCUCCAAAGAGUUCGAUUUGAGAGGUCUCAAAGCACGGCCUCCUUGGUGGCAAGACCUUGUGAAACGCCAUGUCGAAGGCGACGGAAACUGCAUGUUCCGUGCUUUUUCAGAUCAGCUAUACGGCACCCAGGACUACCAUUUCUACAUCCGACAAAUGGCCGUCGAGGUGAUGCGGAUUAAACAGAGCGAGUUCGAACCCUUCAUCGAUGAAGCUGACGGUCCCAGUUUUGAAGCGUAUCUGUCCAAAAUUGCGACGGCCGGAGAAUGGGCUGAUGAUCGCGAGCUGCGAGCACUUUCCAUGCUUUACGACUUCUCCAUCGAAAUUUACGACGACAACUUCCACGUCAGGAAAACAUUUUACGAAGACGAGCGCGAGGACGAUCCAGACGGACGAAAGCUCACCGUUCGUCUCAUCUGGAGUGCUACUCCAGGCCAUUAUUCCUCAGUUCAGCGUCGAUCUACUCCAUUUCCACUGUCGCAAGACCACGGGGUAGGAACGCUUGAGUACCUUGGGUUGCGGCGGCUGCUGCUACUGGAGGAACAGCUCAUGCAGCAGCAAGAGAGCGCAGCUCAACUGGAUGCAAAGGAGCAGCGAGCGCUCGCUGAAGAGUGGGGCUUGGAUCCAGCAGAUCUCGCGAAACUCGCUCAGCAGCAGCGGCAGCUGUUUGCGGAGGCAGCCGCGUCGACGAUGCAGAAGAACCGACCGCAGAAGAAGGCCCAGGAAAUCUGCAGUCGCAUCUGGAGUUUGUUUGAAGACUACCGAGCCGCGCUUGCUCAGAAACACAGGUCUGAGCACCUGGGCGUUUCGCCAGGAGCUGGCGCGCCGGGAGGGAACCUGAAGGCCCCGGCCACUGGAGCAAACAGAGCCUGUCUGCUUCCACCUUACACCGUGCGUGUGAAUUCGCGGGGGACGCUGGACGAACUUCAAGCCGGCUUGCAGCUUUCGCAAAACGGGGGCGGUCUGCGAGUGGAUAGCGAAAGGCUGGGUCUCGCUCCUGGCGAAUGCUGGCGAGCUGCCUCUGGGUACCCAGCUGGGCUAGGGCGCCAAGAUGCUGGGGGUUUGCUCGCAGCUCAGCACGGAGAGCCCGCGACGCGGGCUACGACCUCCGGACCGCGAACAGCCGCUUUCGUCCUGCCAUCCUCAGAGGCCCCUGAACCAUCUCAGGUGGCUGCAGCUGGGCGUCUCGGUAGCUCGACAGCAGGGCCGGGGCGAGUGGCCGUCUCUAGAUCCAUGCACACAGAUGGAGAGAGGGCGCUCGUGGGUGUGUCUGCGAGUCCGAAGUCGGGUCAGGUGACUUCGCCGUUCUUUGUUCCCCUCGUGGGAAGUCCGCCGUACCUCAGUGCUUACGGAGAAGUUGAGACCCCCGCACGCCCCGGCGGGUGGGGGGCGGCAGGCCCGAUGUAUUGGCCAAGUCAACAGACCUACACUGCCGAUCAGGUGCGGCUGCGACAACAGUAUCUGUCACAGCAGAAGGUGAAGCAACUGUGGCAAGAGAGCCGAACAAAAACGGACAAGGUGUCCUCAAGUCAGCAAGCAGGGUCAGCCGCGGCGGGCAGCUCACCCUCGGUGUCAGAGAAGGGCGUCUCGACCGUCUCGGGCCCCGCGGCUGGUGGGUCGUUUAUGUCUGACAACGGCCUGCCCAUCGCGUCUUCGUCACGGAGAUCCUCUUCAGUCUCGACGGUCGUUCCCGCGAAUCCUGUGUCACCGAGGCAUCUGCGUCAAGAGUACACGUUCCAGGACGAGAAAGUUGGAGAUACUUUCAUUUCUCCCACCCUGGACACGAGGGGAGCGCGGCCAUUCUCUGCGGGGUCUGCUGGAGGUACUCCUGCAGACAGUCAGAGAGUCGCGGCCUCGUCACCUCUAUCACUAAAUGUCCUGUCUGGGCGUGCUGUCGUGGCGAGCGCGAGCUCCACCAGCGCGUUCAGGCUCACAGGCAGCGCGGGAGUUCCGUUUUCAGACGCGGCGAGUGGGGGAUAUGUGAAAACGCAAGAUGUGUCGCGUGUGGGAGGCGUUCUAUGCCGGACCAACGGGGUGGUGACCCGUGUCGUCUCCCCUGGCACAGCCACAGCAGCUGUGCCUAAAUCUGCGGCGCCUCGAAAUGCGUAUUUGGCGUCUUUGGAAAGCGAUACAAAAACAGACCGUCCGGUGUCAGGGCCGACGCCGGACCCCCAGAUGAAUCUUUUUGUCAAAUCAUCAUCCGCCAAAGUUGAAUCUUCUCUUGAGUCCAGUAUGAUGACGUCAGACGAAUUCGCCCGCAUGUUUAGCACACCGGUAAAAGAGGAGGAGGGAAGCAGAGAGAACUCACGGGAAGCAGAUCCCAGUUUCGGCGUUGCGUGGCGGAAAGCCAACGGGAAACAGUUGUCUGAAGGCAGCGAUGCGAGCAGCUCCUUUAGUCCCGCUUUUGCCGUGGGCAUUCAGCCGAACGAUCCCCGUGGGUUGCCGAAAGAAUCAUCCGCAACUCAGGCAUUCGUGCCUCGAGUGUUCUCCGCAGGCGAUGCUACAAUGCCUUCGCAUCCCUGGAGGCUUGCGAGCGCUUCCGAUGCUGGGGUGAAACAUUGCUUUCGGCGACCAGAUGGGGUGUAUGUACAGGUUGACCCCUCGCAGCUGAUGGCUAGCUAUCCCGUAGUCGCGGGAGCAGGUUUUGCAACUCGAGGUGGGGUGCCGUCAGGAACGAGUGCCACUGGUAUAGCGUACGCCCGGCAUCUGCCGCACAAUGUCAGACCUGUGGCGGGUCUUGCACGAAAGGGGAAUCCCUCCAGCAGCAACAAUGCCGCAGAGCGUAAUUCCGGAGUGGGAAGUCUCGUUAGUUCUGACGGAAAUGCUGGUGGUGUGGCGUCGACUGGCAGUUGGAUCGGAAACUGGCUGAGACACACUGCCAGCAGCAGGUAAAGACAGUCGAAAUAAGCACGAACUUGUGCAGAGUUUUACAGUGUAGUGGUAUUUCGCGUCCGGUGUAUACGCUGUCGCGUGGAUGAAUUAAAGGACGCCGAUGGGUUUUGGUUUGGAAGCGUACGGACGCGGCGGUUGUCUCCCCGAUUGAGUUGGAGGAUCGAAUGAAGCAAUAUGUGGUGUCGCUUUGAGCACAUGUAGAAAAAGACGUUUCUGGAGAUCCACUGCUGUUUUCGACUGGUGGCAAAGUGUUUUUCAGUGUUCAACGUAUCGGGGUUGGAGGAAAAGGACGCAGAACUACUUUGCUGUGAAGCUUGAGGGACAGGACAAGAAGGUGUGCGUCGUGGCUAUUUAGUCAUUUCGUUCUUAGAUCUGUGCGGAAUUGCAUUUGGAUAAAUGGUAGCCUGCGUAAGCCACGGUCUGGCGUAAACCUGCAAUCGAGAUAGGAACUCUUUUUCCCGCAGCACCACGCGUACGUUCCAUUAUAUGCCACGUGCGUGAAGGGGGAGGCACUAGCGUAGAAGUGUCAUUUUGCCUCAAGCUCUCAAGAUGUAGAGAGAAAGGCUGGGUUGCAAAUUUGUGUGCGCACCUAUCCGUUUAAAUCAUGAGCGUCAUAUCUCGCGCGAGAGCCUGAGAAAGACGGCUGCCCUACUUUGGAGCAGGGUCUCGCGUUCGCGGGCAUGUGUCAAAAGCAAACUGCAGCGCGCGGAGCCUGGCGAAACGUCGGCGCUGGUUUCCGGGUCUCGUCGUUGGUAAAAAUACUGCUAACACUUCGGCCGCUUCAGGCAGUCGGAACAACGGUGCAAUCUGUUUUGGUCGUGUACGAUAGAGAAUCCGUUUCCCGUGGAAGUCACCGAGGUCAGAGCAGCGCGGGUUCGUAGAUUGGAUAUUGGAGGAUCCGGAUUCUGUUUAUGGGAGGACACGCAGGUGUGUUGCGUUAGGGCAAAGCCCUUCUCUGCCCAGAAGAACCGCGUUCAUUCGUUUUCUGAAAAGCCCGUCGACGGAAACAGAGUGGUGACAGAUUCAUCGUCUCUGUCUCUUCGCGGCCUAUCAACGUUCGACUGAAGGGUGUCUUCUGUUCCAAUUUUUUUUCUUCUCUGCGGGAGCCUCCGGAGGUUUCAACUCUAAGCAGUGGGCUCAAAGACAGGGUACCUGGUAAAACAGCAGACGGCCCCUGGCACUGGAAAAGUUUGCAAGUGUUGGGCGACUUCAAGUGUAAUUCGUUUUCAUUGCGCGUUGCUCAAGAGUUGCCGCGUACGAAUUUCUUGCUAAGAUAUUUGGUGACUUUUUUCCAGGAUUCUCGGAGUAGUCCUAUCCUGAAUUGGGCACCCCUUUCUAAGUAUUUGUUUUUGUCGAGCGGAUCCCUGAGGACUGCUUAUCUUCCUCAGCAGUUGUUAACAGGAAAGCAGAUACACAGAAGAAGAUGGAAGCCGUUGCUUCGCAUGCACGAGACUCUCCUGGCUGAAUGCUUUAAGUUUGCGCUGCACCAAUUCACUUCAACAGAACAGCUUUCUGCAGUGACAGAAAUAAACAAUUCACUCCAGGUCGGGGCAGUCAAUGGCGCAACAGCUGAUCCUGCUUUCAGCAUGAAUUUCCUAACUCAUCGUUAGGUGUGUUAAUCUGUACCCGUCGAUCUAGACACGUGAGGUUUCCUUCCUUGUAUAAAUCUAGUAAUGUCAAGUUCCUUUUUUUGCGCGGUACCACGUUCAAAUAACUGACGGGGUCGAGGCUUUCUCAGAUCUGCACCUCAGUAGGACUUUUUUCUCGAGCAUUCACCGAGACCAGCAAAUCCCCUGCUGUAUGCGCUGCCUUCGCGACACAAGAUGGGAGCCAGUGUUUUCUUCAUACUUUUCUGCAAAUGCUUUGCGAAUUUUAAGGUCACUCCUCUUUGAAAAUCCUUGGCC
Molecule: messenger RNA, 8841 nt
Organism: Toxoplasma gondii ME49
Lineage: Eukaryota; Apicomplexa; Conoidasida; Eucoccidiorida; Sarcocystidae
Product: OTU family cysteine protease
Exons: 5
Coding region: 2750-6937 (1395 amino acids)
Biological process (GO): protein deubiquitination
Molecular function (GO): cysteine-type deubiquitinase activity
Source: RefSeq, a predicted model, not a curated record